AUGGGAGAUCAAGCCGCACCAAUCCCUCCUACUCAGCCAAUCCGAGAAGGUGGACCUAUUCAACGAUCGUCCACAGCGAGUACCCUGCACCAUAACGAGUUUCAAGAUUCGUUCUUCUCAAGAGUCCAUUCUUUCUUCCGGCGAGAGACACACAUAGGUCAUGUCGGGCGUCACCCUUUGCGUGGUAGCCAGGACAUCGAGAUACAUACCUGGAACGGCCCAAAUGACCCGGAUAAUCCAUUCAAUUGGAGCAAAACAUAUAAAUGGGUGCUCACUCUGACGAUUUGUUUCAUUUCAAUCCUAACAGGUCUACCGGCGGGAUCGUACGGCGCCGGAAACAAAUACAUGGAACAACGCUUCCAUGUCCAAAACGAGCCGUUUCCAAACCUCGCAUGGGCUACAACGUCUUGGAAUAUGGGCGCUGCAUUCUGGCCCCUGAUCUUUGUCCCAUUGACCGAAUCUUCGGGGCGUAUGCCCGGGUACUUUAUCGCAUAUUUCAUUUUGGUCGUCUCACUAUUUCCUUCGGCCUUUGCCCAGAACUUUGCUACACUAGUCGUUACUCGAUUCUUCGGUGGCGGGGCCUCUUCGGUAUCUAUCAACAUUGUCGGGGGUAGCAUCAGUGAUGUCUGGUAUGGAGCCAAUGCUCGGAGCUUACCAAUGUCUCUAUUUGGAUUUACGAGUGUGGUUGGAAUAGCCCUGGGUCCAUUUAUCGGAUCAGCGAUUCAACAGAUUCACAAAAGCGACCCAUGGAGAUGGAUCUUCUACGUUCAGAUCAUUUACAAUGCUGGAUUGAUUCCGAUCUUCUGGCUCAUUCUUCGCGAGACCCGUGCAGAUGUGAUAUUAAAGAAACGUGCCAAGAAGCUCCGACAGGAGACCGGCCGUCCUAUCUACGCCGAAGCCGAUUUGGAUACCACCAGCGUCCUGAAGCUUGUGCAGAUCUCAUUCGAGCGCCCUACACGGAUGCUCCUCACAGAACCUGUAGUUAUCUUUUUCACUCUGUGGGUCAGCUUCGCGUGGGGAAUUCUCUUCCUCUUCUUCUCCAGUGUCGCCCAGACGUUUAGUGCAAACUAUGGCUGGGGCACAUUCCAGACCGGUCUAGUUCAGCUAGCCAUAUCGGUCGGAGCUGUGAUUGGCACAGUUUUCAAUCCUAUCCAAGAUUGGAUCUACCUCAGGUCCGCCCACCGAAAUACUGAGCGUCCGGGUAAACCUAUCCCAGAAGCCCGGUUGUAUACUUCUAUACCUGGCAGUCUGUUGUUCGCGAGUGGGCUCUUCUGGUACGGUUGGGCAAGUGUCGGGGACGGUUCUGUCCCGUGGAUCGUGCCGGCGCUAGGAAUUGGUUGCACUGGGGUGGGAAUCUACUCUAUCUAUAUGGCUGUGGUCAACUAUUUGACAGAUGCAUACGAGAAAUACGCUGCUUCGGCGUUGUCAGCUGCUUCAUUGGGACGCAACUCCUUUGGCGCUUUUCUGCCUCUUGCAUCUUUCCAGCUUUUCAACAACCUGGGUUAUGGCUGGGCUGGAUCGUUGCUUGGCUUUGUUGGACUUGCCCUGUCGGUCGUGCCUGUCGUGCUGGUACUGAAGGGGCCGGCUAUUCGUCGGCAAAGUCCAUUCAUGCGAGAGGCUAUGUUUGAUCCUGAAGACGACAGUGAAAAGGACCUGGCCUCCGAGAAGACGGAUGUGUGA
Penicillium mononematosum is the source of this 1680-nucleotide messenger RNA. RefSeq lists its product as uncharacterized. Gene Ontology annotation, biological process: transmembrane transport. Bases 1 to 1680 code for a protein of 559 amino acids. The record is from RefSeq and is a predicted model, not a curated record. The transcript has 5 exons. Lineage: Eukaryota; Fungi; Ascomycota; Eurotiomycetes; Eurotiales; Aspergillaceae. Gene Ontology annotation, molecular function: transmembrane transporter activity.